CGGAUUGGUGAGUGAAGCAGAUAUCUGAUUGGGAAUUUUAGCUAUAGUAGGCGAUACUGAACAAUGUGACCAAUCAGCAAUGGCCGCACCACCAUUCCUCCCGAAGGUAUAAGAGGCCGGAAUGUGAGCGUAUUGCAUCAUUCGCUGUGAAAAUGCUUUUGAGAUUGUUGCCAUGUCUGGGAGAGAAAAGGGCGCUGGUGGGAAAGCUCGCUCGAAGGUGAAGUCCCGGUCGUCCCGGGCUGGCCUGCAGUUCCCGGUGGGCCGUGUUCACAGGCUCCUGAGAAAGGGCAACUAUGCUGAGCGUGUGGGUGCCGGAGCGCCGGUCUAUCUGGCUGCGGUGCUCGAGUAUCUGACGGCUGAAAUCCUCGAGUUGGCCGGUAACGCGGCCCGGGACAACAAGAAGACCCGCAUCAUCCCCAGGCACCUCCAGCUGGCCGUGCGCAACGACGAGGAACUCAACAAGCUGCUGGGAGGGGUGACCAUCGCUCAGGGCGGGGUGUUGCCUAACAUCCAGGCCGUGCUGUUGCCCAAGAAAACCGCCGCUGGGGGCGCCACUAAGAAGUGAAGAGACCGUUAUUUCAUCUGACAAUCCAAAGGCUCUUUUAAGAGCCACCCACAACAUCCGUGAAAAGCAGCUAGACAGUCACUAGUAGUCUAUUAGUUCUUUUAAUGUAAAAACUCUGCCCUCUAAUGAGAUUUUUGGUUUUUUUUUUAAGACUUCUAGUUUUAUCUUGGCUUAUUCUGGAACAGCUGUCUGACUAGAAUAGUAAAUUUGGUGAUUUUUGCAGUAAGGGACAUAUAAAUAAUAGCUAAAGGGGGUGUUUCUAUUAAUACGCUGACAGGGAACGCCUCCACAGCAGAAAGAGGCCCUUCGAGUCUGAAUCGACCCUCCGAAGAGCGUAUACUGGAAGGGGAAAAAGAGAGAUCUUUUGAAAUUUAGUUAUAACUGGGGAAACACUAAGGGAGACAAUGGGCACACAGGCGUUUUACCGGGAAUUUGUAAGCUUUUGCAUACACGGAGUCCACUACUUCAAUUGUAUUUUGUGACGACUGCUAAAAUCUCAACUUAUAACUUUUGUCUUCAAAUGUGACGAGCGCAUCUCCCAGACCCAGUCAGUUCCUGUAAUUGCUGCUGCAUUGACAAACUGCAGCAACAGCACACUGUGUUUACAUUAAACAAGGAAAUAGCGCCUA
Messenger RNA from Rhincodon typus (whale shark), 1194 nucleotides. RefSeq names its product late histone H2A.2.2-like. The transcript has a single exon. NCBI's taxonomy places the organism in Eukaryota, Metazoa, Chordata, Chondrichthyes, Orectolobiformes, Rhincodontidae. Bases 173 to 565 code for a protein of 130 amino acids. Gene Ontology annotation, molecular function: DNA binding; protein heterodimerization activity; structural constituent of chromatin. Gene Ontology annotation, cellular component: nucleosome. The record is from RefSeq and is a predicted model, not a curated record.